Chinchilla lanigera (long-tailed chinchilla) is the source of this 2109-nucleotide messenger RNA. RefSeq lists its product as uncharacterized. The transcript has 12 exons. Gene Ontology annotation, molecular function: serine-type endopeptidase activity. Gene Ontology annotation, biological process: proteolysis. Lineage: Eukaryota; Metazoa; Chordata; Mammalia; Rodentia; Chinchillidae. The record is from RefSeq and is a predicted model, not a curated record. The coding region runs from base 143 to 1957 and encodes 604 amino acids. Gene Ontology annotation, cellular component: cytoplasm; intracellular membrane-bounded organelle.
GCUUUUGCAGCGGACACAUAAUAGGCUCUGAUCUCACCUUUGAAGAAGCCUCAGGAAUGAGAAAUUUCCUCUAAAUAUCUCAGGUUAAAUACAUCAAGCACAAAGAUUCAGAAGCUCGGACCUGGGAAGUCUUCUUGGGAAGAUGCAGCUGCUCCUGCUCCUGUUGGCCUUCUUUCUGCCCCCAAGGACAAGGACAGGGAAGAUCAUCGGGGGACAUGAAGCCAAACCCCACUCCCGCCCUUACAUGGCCUACCUUCAGAUCAGGGAGGAAAAGACUGUAACAAGUUGUGGUGGCUUCCUGAUACAUGAGAAAUUUGUGCUGACAGCUGCUCACUGUGCAGAGAGACCACAACAUCAAGAAAUAAUUGUCUUACUGGGGGCCCACAACAUCAAGAAGCCAGAGAAGACUUGGCAGAUUAUACGUGUGAAAAGAGUCAUCCCACACCCAGCUUACAAUGCUGAAUAUCUCACCAAUGAUAUCAUGCUGCUGCAGCUGGAGAAAAAGGCCAACCUGACUAAAGCGGUGCAGCUUCUCAGGCUGCCUAAGGACAAGACCCAGGUGAAGCCAGGUGCCACCUGCCAGGUGGCUGGAUGGGGACUUUUGGCCCCAAAUGGGAGCUCUCCUAGCACACUGCAGGAGGUGGAGAUGACAGUGCAGAAGGAUGAGGUCUGUGAGACACACUUUCAAGAGAAUUAUGACAGUGCUACGGAAAUGUGUGUGGGGGACCCAAGGAUUCAAAAAAGUACCUUUCAGGGUGACUCUGGAGGCCCCCUCGUGUGUAAUAAUGUGGCCCAGGGCAUUGUCUCCUAUGGACGAUCAAAAGGGAAAACUCCACGUGUCUACACCAAAGUCUCACCUUUUCUAGACUGGAUAAAGAAAACCAUGAAACAUGACAAACUGCAGGGACUGAAGAGAAAGGUCAAGCUGACUAAGGCGGUGCAGCCCCUCAGACUGCAUGAGGACAUGACCCAGGGGAACCCAGGUGACACAUGCCUUGUGGCAGACUGGAGGAGAAUGACCCUAUUGGGCCCUUCAGCAACUAAACUGCAGGAGGUGCAGCUGAUAGUGCAAGAUGAACUAAAAUGCAAAUCAGCCCUCCUUGUAUAUAGUGAAGUCACUGAGAUUUGUGUGGGAGACCCAAGGAGAAAAAGUCAGUUUCAAGUGAGCAGACUUUCAGGCAAGAUGCAGCCACUCGUGCUCCUGUUGGCCUUUAUCCUACUGCCUGGGGCCAAGGCAGAGAAGAUCAUUGGAGGACAAGAAGCCAGGCCCCACUCCCACCCCUACAUGGCGUAUCUUCAGAUUCAGACACCAGAUGAUCUGAGAAGUUGCGGGGGUUUCCUGGUACGAGAGGACUUUGUGAUGUCAGCAGCUCACUGUUUGGGAAGUGUUAUAAAUGUCACACUGGGGGCACACAACAUCCAGAGGCCAGAAAGGACCCAGCAGAGAGUCUCUGUGCGCAGAGCCAUCCCGCACCCUGGAUAUGAUCCCCAAACUUUCCUGAAUGACAUCAUGUUACUGCAGCUGAGGAAUAGAAUCAGGCGGAAUCGAGUUGUGAGGCCAGUGGCCCUGCCUAAUGCUGGAGAAAAGCUGCAUCCUGGGACUUUGUGCAAAGUGGCUGGCUGGGGUUUGGUAAGCCUGAACAGAAGGACGGACAAACUGCAGGAAGUGCAGCUGAAAGUGCAGAGUGAUCGGAAGUGUAGUCGUCACUUCAGCAGUUACCGCAGCCAGACUGAGAUUUGUGUUGGAGACCCUAGACAAAGGAAGCUCGCCUUCAAGGGUGAUUCUGGUGGCCCCCUGGUAUGUAACAAUAAGGCUCAAGGCAUUGUCUCCUAUGGAGACAGCAGAGGAAUUCCUCCAGGAGUCUUCACCAGGAUUGCAAGCUAUCACUCCUGGAUAAAGAGAACAAUGAGACGCUUCAAACUGCAAGACCAGACUGAGGAUUUCCCAACUCCGUGACUGACAGUAAAAUUCUCUGGAGCACAGGUCAGCUGCAGGGGAUUGCCACAGCCUUAAUAAAUGUUCCAUCCAGAGUGCAAAUAUUUGUUCAUUAAUCAUUAUUCAUUACUGUCUCGGUUGGUUUGAACUGCUACAAUAAAAUAUUGGCUUAU